This is a messenger RNA of Gossypium raimondii (Peruvian cotton), 2136 nucleotides long. RefSeq names its product endoglucanase 25. The coding region runs from base 224 to 1999 and encodes 591 amino acids. NCBI's taxonomy places the organism in Eukaryota, Viridiplantae, Streptophyta, Magnoliopsida, Malvales, Malvaceae. Gene Ontology annotation, biological process: carbohydrate metabolic process. The record is from RefSeq and is a predicted model, not a curated record. The transcript has 6 exons. Gene Ontology annotation, molecular function: hydrolase activity, hydrolyzing O-glycosyl compounds.
UAUCCGGAAUACAUGAAGUUGAAGGAAAAGAUGUUAUGAGAAUAGGCAGCCGGCAGAGGCUUGCCCAUAUCUCUGGGUUCACUGUUAAACUAAAUGCCAUGUAUAUAAGCUGAAACCUUGCAUCGGAAAUGCCGUUAAAACACAUAAAUCUCUCAAUCAAUUAACUUUUCCAUUUAUUAUUUUCUUUUUCCUUUUCCCUGAAAACUAGCUUUCUUCAUCAACCAUGGCAGGCUCAAGUAACUCAGCACCUGUAAGUUCUAUUCAUACAAGCUCAGAGACAGGAAGGCUUCUUCCCUCAGCAACCAAAUGCAACUCCAAAGAAAUUGAUUUGGAUGUUUCCCUCCCUUCGCCCUACCCUAAAUCUUAUCUUUUUGAGCUUGUAAUCACUGAUAAAACACAUUACAGACGGUUUCUUUAUAUUUCGUUGACUCUAGCUUUUGUUGUCCUAGCACUUGGUCUGGUGCCGCAUUUUCUGCCUCAAAACAAUCGUCACCAUGGGCAUUCCAAGAAUCUCACUCUUGCACUUAACCAAGCUAUAACAUUCUUUGAUGCACAAAAGUCUGGGAGUUAUCCAAGUAACAGUCCCAUAAGAUUCCGAGGAAGUUCGGGUUUGCAGGAUGGGAAUUCAAGCAAUAUCCAUGCUGAUCUUGUUGGUGGAUUUUAUGAUUCUGGCAACAACAUCAAGUUCACUUUCCCUGCAGCUUAUACCAUCACCCUGUUGAGUUGGUCGGUGGUUGAAUACCAUCGAAAAUAUGCAGAUAUUGGUGAGCUAGAGCAUAUAAAAGACGUCAUCAAAUGGGGCAGUGACUACUUGCUCAAGGUUGGAAGUGCAGGUAAUGACACUAAAAAUCCGGUCCCUAACGAUAUAAAUUGUUGGCAAAGGCCUGAAGACAUGAGGUACAAGAGGCCUGUUUCAGUUUGUAAUGAGACAGCUUCUGAUUUAGCAGGGGAAAUUGUUGCAGCACUAUCAGCAGCUUCAAUAGUAUUCAAACAAGAGAAUGAAUAUUCACAAAGAUUGAUUAAAAAAGCAGAGCAGAUAUAUGAGAUAACUGCAAAAGAAGACCGGAUUCACAGAGCCAUAACUUACACCACCAUUGAUGCUUGUGGAGGUGAAGCAAGAAAGUUUUACGGAUCAUCCGGGUACAAAGAUGAGUUGGUCUGGGCAGCAACUUGGUUGUUCUUUGCUACAGGGAACCAUACUUUUCUUGAUUAUGCCACCACAAACUUUGCUGCAGCAGUUGAUGAUGAAACAACGACUGACAAAGGGAUCUUCUAUUGGAAUAACAAGCUUGCCGCCAAUGCGGUUUUGUUUACUAGACUUCGUUUCUUUCGUGAUCUUGGAUUUCCCUAUGAAAAAGCACUGGGAUUAUCUACCAACAUGACUGAUCAGCUCAUGUGUUCAUAUCUUUCAAAGCAAAACUUCAAUAGAACACCUGGUGGAUUGAUCCUUUUAAGCCCUGGUACUGGCGGACCACUCCAGUUUGCAGCGACGGCAUCUUUCUUGAGUAAAUUAUAUAAUGAUUACCUUACUCUUCUUCGAAGAUCUAGUUGGAAUUGCACCAAUGAUGGGUUUUCUUUGGAAAUGUUACAAAGCUUCUCUACUUCUCAGAUUAAUUACAUUCUAGGAGAUAAUCCUAAAAAGAUGAGCUACAUGGUUGGCUUCGGAGAUCACUAUCCAACACAUGUUCACCAUCGGAGUGCAUCGAUUCCAUGGGAUGGUCAAUAUCACUCUUGUGCUGAUGGUGAUAGAUGGCUACACUCUCAAGAUCGAAAUCCGAAUAUACUUUUGGGAGCAAUGGUAGCUGGACCAGAUCAAUUUGAUGACUUCUCCGAUGAAAGGGAGAAGACAUGGUCCACAGAACCGAGCAUAGCAGGCAAUGCCGGUCUAGUUGCAGCACUCAUUGCACAUCAUGACCCUCCUCGAUCUUCUGCUUCUAAUGGCCCUAAUUUAGGCCUGGACAUUGUGGGAAUCUUUGAAAAAGUUCAUUUGGAUUCUUAAUUUCAUUAACAUUGUACUUUGAAAACAGUUGAGCAUUCUCCAUUGUAAUUACUAACGGAUAAAUGCACGAGAUGGUGGUAACUGGGGCUUUUUCGCAAGAGAAAAGCUUUGGCUCUACAUCUAUCUCCACUUUUGCA